AUGCGUCAAAAGACAUUUCUUAUCGGCCUCGCUACGCUGGCAACCACUGCCACCGUUGUAGCGAUCCCAACUCAGGUGCCGACUGAUGCACCGAUCGGCCUUCCUAUCGGUGCUCCAACCAAUUCCGACAACGUUACUUUCGAAGCCCAGGUCUGCCCAAGGGGGAAACGAAUCACUUGGCAAGGAGGAGCUUUACCUCUUGGGAAGACGGUGGUGGUUGUUGGUGGCCCUUCGAGACUUACGAGUGCGCUUGCAUCCGACACUGACGUGUUCUCGACUCAAGACGUAUGUUCCGUUCGCCUAAGCAUUGGAUCUCGAUACACGAUGACUGUAUCGAUCAAGACGGUACCACAAGACGGUACCACAAGAUGA
Messenger RNA from Macroventuria anomochaeta, 372 nucleotides. RefSeq lists its product as uncharacterized. Lineage: Eukaryota; Fungi; Ascomycota; Dothideomycetes; Pleosporales; Didymellaceae. The coding region runs from base 1 to 372 and encodes 123 amino acids. The record is from RefSeq and is a predicted model, not a curated record. The transcript is spliced from 2 exons.